Molecule: messenger RNA, 3104 nt
Organism: Leucoraja erinaceus (little skate)
Lineage: Eukaryota; Metazoa; Chordata; Chondrichthyes; Rajiformes; Rajidae
Gene: sh2b3
Product: SH2B adaptor protein 3
Exons: 8
Coding region: 291-2132 (613 amino acids)
Biological process (GO): intracellular signal transduction
Cellular component (GO): plasma membrane
Molecular function (GO): transmembrane receptor protein tyrosine kinase adaptor activity
Source: RefSeq, a predicted model, not a curated record
CACUGCAAAUAUAUAAAAUGUUUGCAUCGGUUGAAGUGAAACAUUUAACACGUGCGUUAAAUGCAUUGUUUUACUGAACAAGAAAAAUAUACUAAUUCCAAUUCAGUAGGUGGACAAAUGUUUUGAUUAUUGUUGGCCUUCCAGGUAACCAACAAUAAAUUAAUACUUUUAAAAAUCUGUUUGCUUCUGCCUAUCGUGCAAACCUUUGAAAAGGAAGUUUCUAACUUUCAACUGCUGGGAAUGAAACUGAAAAUGUAACACGCCAAACGUGUAGGAGUCAACCACUAUCAAUGACAACGGGAAAGGUGGCUUCUCAAAAUCGUAAUCCAACAGUGCCAGAUGUUGCAAUGAAUGGCGACACUGUAGAACAAGGGUCUCCGACACAGCCGCGUAGCUGGAAAGAGUUCUGUGAGCUACACGCUCAUGCUGCUGCCAGGGAAUUUGCCAGGCAGUAUUUGCUGUUUGCAAAUGAAAGCCCAAAUCACGACUUGCAAGGGGCUGAAAACUUUUCUUCGUAUUUUACUGAUCUCUUUCAGCAGUACUUCAGGAAUGAGGUAAAGGAGGGAUUUGUAAUGAACAGGUGUAUUGUGGCGCCCUUCACAGGAGUACAGGAUUACAGGGAGACUGGCAGGAAGAAUCCUGAUGGCUCCUCUGGUCUGGUUGUACCUAAGAUGGAUGCUGCGGUGAACAGUGCUGAGGCAUCAGAAAGGGGUUCCGAUGCACACCUUGUGUUUUCAUCGAAAGCCCGAAGCUCUGAAGAUGUUUCUAUUUCUGCGUGCCCCUCGCUUGAGCGACCGAAAGCACUGACGCAGUUUACUAGAACUGUGGGGGGCAGCAUACGCGGCCUGUUCCGGAGAAAAUCCACAGAUUCCACGGUGAUUGAAAGAAGAGGAGCUUCUGCCGUGGCCAACUUUCCUGAAAAGGAGUGGUUGAAACACCUGACUCAUAAGUUCACUCGUUCAAGAACUUCGUCUAAAGAAGAGGUUCACGACAUCCGCAAGGAAGACAUUUUAAAUUAUAUGGUGGUGGAUGAUGUCGGCGUGGACAUUGGAACACGAUGGCAAAAGUGUAGGCUGCUUGUGCGAAGGGCAAAGUCUUGCGAAGGUGGUGGAUACAUCUUGGAGUUGUUUGAUCCACCAAAGUGUUCCAAACCGAAGCACAGUACUCCGUGUUCUGCAAUUACAGAGAUAAGGACAUGCACGCAGCUCGAGAUGCCAGAUAACAUAAACACAUUUGUACUGAAGAUUCUGCAGGUCCAGGUUAAAAGUUACUUGGAAGUAAUCUUUGAGGCUCUCAAUGAUCAGCAGUUGAAUCUGUGGACGACAAAUAUCAGAGAAUGCAUAAAUCUAUGGUCAGAGAGACCUGAUGUGGAGUUACUCCCCACACCUCGCCCUGCCAGUGCACAAACGGCCACUGUGGAUGGCACCGCAGAUUUGAUUCACCAGGGAGCUGCACACCACUGCUCCACAGAACAGCCCUACCACAAGACCGACCAGCUCUUCUCAUCUUACGCCUGGUUUCAUGGCCCAAUCUCCCGAUUCAAAGCGGCACAGCUGGUGCAGAUUCCAGGAACAGAGGGUCAUGGCGUGUUUCUUGUGCGGCAGAGCGAAACGCAGCGGGGAGAAUAUGUCCUCACCUUCAACUAUCGAGGGAGAGCAAAGCAUCUACGACUACUUGUGACGGAGACAGGGAAGUGCCUGGUCCAGCACUUCCGUUUCCCAUCUGUCACAGAGAUGCUGAACUACUUUGGGACGUACGCCAUCCCCUUGGAGUGUGGUACAGCUUGUGAAGUCAAACUGUCCAGCUAUGUGGUGGCCAUUCCUGCCCAGCAAGGAUCAUUUUCACCAAGCAAUGCAUUGGUGCUGCCAUUUAGUGUCCACCGCUCAAACUCCGAACCCAACCUUGCUCACAUGGAUCCUUCAAACUGCAAUGUAUCAGAAGCUCCUCAAAGUCAAGGUGGGCCAGAGCAGGUGUUUCACACGGUGCCCCUGCACGAGGAGUCCUUUGGUGGCUUACGGCGCAGUGGUUCAGUGGUCGUGCCCACGAGGCACCAACGAGACUCAGACUAUGAACUGGAAUCAGCUGCCAGGGGUCGUUCACGGGCCAUUGACAAUCAGUACAUGUUCCUUUGAACAGGUCUGGUAGACGCAUUUGAUAAAUCAACACUGAAAAUGGUUUCAGGUUUUCUCUGAAAACAUGAAUGUAUUUUUCUGUUUCAGGGUGGAGCAGAAGGGAAAGGUGAGACACCUUCAGACCAAAUCCAAGUUUACUCUGAAAUGUAUUCUUUCUAUUAGGCCUGUUGAAGGGUCUGUUUACAGCAUUAACUUUUGUAGCUUUGCUCUUAUUUUUUUCUCUUAACAUAUGUUUUAACUAUGGCCUCGAUAGGCAUCAAAUUAUUGACUUGUACAUUUUGUACAUAUGUAUUGAAUAAAAAGUUUUAAGUACUUCUUUAUAUAAUGUUAUUUCCAUUAACCAGACUAAAACAUAGUAAAGGUAUGUUUCCUAACAUUGCAAUACAAGCACUUGCAGCAUUUAAAGGCUAAUUUACAGUUAUUUUGUUGCGUUUAUAUGUGCUAGUUAAAUGUCUGUAAUUAAGAACGUAUUUGCCUGUGCUUUUGCAAAAGCUUAACUGACAGUUCAGGAUUGUAAACACUAAGGUGAUGUAAUUUCUGGAAUGUUUUGCAAAUUACAGGUGGAAUUCGGCUUUGUUCCCUAUUAUAGUGGCUACUGCAAUAUUCAGAGCAGUUGGGUACAUAGCUUUGGAUAUACGUAAUUGAACCCAGCAAGUCAGGGAUUAUUUUGAAAGGCACAAAAAAGUAAACUCAAAUCAGGUUCCUUUUAAGGCAUAAAGAAUAGUGGAAAAUGUGCAGAGAAGCUAAAUUCAAAUACUGGAUAUCUGAAGCAACAAAUAUUUCUCCUUGUCAUCAAUGGGAGAAGAAAGUUUAGAAAUUACCUUUUCAACAAACAUUGGGCUUACUUUUACAUCGCUUAGCAGUUAAGAAUUUGUAAACCUUUGGGAUCUGAUGUACUGACGAGAGGAAGAUUGAAGGGAGGAGGUUGAUGGGGAACAUAAUCAUAAGAUUGAGUUAAUUGAAAUGUAUCAA